AUGUUUUUUAAUAAAAUAUUGUUAAUUUUAUUUUUUAUAUUAUCUUUAAAUGAAAAAUGCUUUUCAAAAGACCCCGUAACUAUUUACAAUGAUCAAGUUGUUAAUAUUUAUGGAAACUUUGGUGACUAUUUGAAGAUUACACCAACAAUAACUAUUCAAGAGAAACCAUGCGAGCUUUUCGAAUAUGAUGCUAGCCAUAUAUCCUGUUAUUUUAAAAGACUUGAUGAAUGUACAACCGAUUUGCAAAUUAAUUUCUCCAAUAGUAGUACUCGUGAAUCUAUAGUCUAUUCAAAUCUAGUAUGCCCACCAAAACCAAUUGUAGAAAAAUUUAUAAUCAACUAUGAUGAAAAAAAGGAAAAGGUAACCCUAACUAUUGCUGGCAAUUAUUUCCCAACAAAGAAUCCAAAUUUUUUUAUUUCACUAAAUAAUAAUAAUAAGAAAUAUAAACAAGAAAGUGAUAUCUAUCAAGGAGUUGAUGGAUCAAAAGUAGUUAAAUGCAAAGGCAAUUUAGAACUAAAUGAAAACUAUAUCAUUUGCAAUUCAAUUUCAAAAGAUAUAUAUGAAAGCCUUAAAGAAAAGAAACCAAAGGACAGUUAUAUGAUCUUGGCACCAGACGCAUCAAAUAUUAUUGCAAAUAAUGAUGUAAAAGACUAUUUAUUAAAUAAUACAAUUUUAAUAAAGAAAAUAUCAUCAAAAGACAUCCAUGUUUCCAAUAAAAGUUUCAAAUUAAUUGCCUAUGUAGCUAUCCCAUCGUUUGUAUUUUUGGUUCUUAUUGUAAGUGUCUCGGUAUUCAUCCACAAAAUUAGAAGAAAUAAAAAGAAAUAAAUAAAAAUAAAUAAAUUUUUUCCCU
Dictyostelium purpureum is the source of this 850-nucleotide messenger RNA. RefSeq lists its product as uncharacterized. Lineage: Eukaryota; Evosea; Eumycetozoa; Dictyosteliales; Dictyosteliaceae. Bases 1 to 825 code for a protein of 274 amino acids. The record is from RefSeq and is a predicted model, not a curated record. The transcript has 2 exons.